GCGCCGACAAUGCUGACGCUGGUGUCCCUGUGUCUGCUUUUGGCCGCCGGCCUGUUGCUGGUGGCCGCGGCAAUGGCCAACCACCUGGCGCGCAAACGCAAGGGGGUGGCCAAGGGGCUGCCGGGGCCUGGCGCGUGGCCCGUGCUGGGCAGUCUGCACCUGCUCGGCGGCCACGAGACCCCUUUCCACGCGUUCACCGCGCUCGCCAAGCGCUACGGCCAAAUCUACCAGAUGCGCCUGGGCGCGUCGCGCUGCGUCGUCGUCAACUCGUUCGCGCUCAUCAAAGAGGUCCUCAUCACCAAGGGCGCCCACUUCGGCGGCCGGCCCGACUUCAUCCGCUUCCACCAACUCUUCGGCGGCGACAGGGACAAUUCUCUGGCUCUGUGUGACUGGUCUGACCUGCAGAAGACGCGGCGCCGCAUUGCCCGCUUUUACUGUUCUCCGAGGUUCGCGUCUCCGCAGUUCAGCCAACUUUCUGCCGUGGCGGGCUCGGAAACGGCGCGACUGCUGCAGCGGAUCCGCGCGCACGGCCCCGGCGCGUUGCACGUCAAACCCCUCAUUCAGGCCACGUGCGCCAAUAUGUUCGCCAACUACAUGUGCUCGAUGAGUUUCGACUACGACGACGCCGGUUUCCAGCAAGUCGUGCAAAACUUUGACGAAAUCUUCUGGGACAUCAACCAAGGCUACGCCGUCGACUUCUUGCCCUGGCUGCUGCCCGUCUAUCAGGGUCACAUGAAGCAACUGCAGCAGUGGGCACACAACAUCCGCCAGUUCAUCCUGACCAGGGUGGUCGCCGCGCACAGGGAGCGCAUGCAACAGGGUGGCCCCGCCUCCGAUUUCACCGACGCCCUUCUGCAGCACCUCGAAAGUGACCCUGAGUUGACCUGGCAGCACGCCAUAUUUGAGCUGGAGGACUUCCUCGGAGGUCACUCGGCGGUCGGCAACCUCAUCAUGCUCACCCUUGCUGCCGUCGUCAAAUACCCCGAGGUAGGCGCAAAAAUCCAGGCUGAAAUAAAAAAAGUUGCUGGCGAUGGCAGGCCCAUCAAUUUGUUCGACCGCAGCGUGAUGCCCUACACAGAAGCGACUAUUCUCGAGACUCUUCGCGUGACCUCGUCACCCAUUGUUCCCCACGUUGCCACCGAAGACAGCUCAAUCAGCGGAUAUGAAAUUCCCAAAGGAACGGUCGUUUUCCUCAACAAUUACGAGCUCAACACUGGCGAAGAGUACUGGAAAGAGCCGGAAACAUUCAAGCCGGAAAGAUUUGUUGUGGAAGAUCAGGUCGUCAAGCCUUCCCACUUUAUUCCCUUCAGCACAGGAAAGAGAACAUGCAUCGGCUCCAAACUCGUUCAAAGUUUCACAUUCGCAGUGGUGACGUCGAUUUUGCAGAAUUUCGACAUUUCCGCCGGCCAAGGAAAAAUAGAAUUGCCAAAAGCGUGCGUCGCUUUGCCACCGAAAACGUUUUCUCUGGUUUUUACCGCACGGCAAACCAUCGCACAAUGAAUUUUGCUUCUGCGGCGAAAAUUGGAGUAAGUGUACAAAAACAAAACACCUCCUCCUCCUCUCUCACAAAAUCUGCAUUUUUUAUAUAAGAAUUAUUUUUGCUGGUAUUUUUUUACGGGAGAGAGGAAUUGGUUUUUUAAUUUAUAAAGCGGCUACAAGACUUCCUUCGUAUAUGAUAAGUUGUUGAUUUUUA
This is a messenger RNA of Neocloeon triangulifer, 1693 nucleotides long. RefSeq names its product cytochrome P450 307a1-like. Lineage: Eukaryota; Metazoa; Arthropoda; Insecta; Ephemeroptera; Baetidae. The record is from RefSeq and is a predicted model, not a curated record. Gene Ontology annotation, molecular function: heme binding; iron ion binding; monooxygenase activity. The transcript is spliced from 5 exons. Bases 10 to 1500 code for a protein of 496 amino acids.